UGGAUUUAUUCUCACAGUUUAGCACUUUCUUGAAAUGUAUAUUUUACACCUUUAUUGGUAAAGAGAAAACACAAGUGUCACUGUGUUCCUGCUGCACGAUGCAGCGGCAGGCUGGGUUGACUCUCCAUGGUCCUCAUGGUGUGUUUAAGUGCCUGUCGGGAUCGAAAGAUCUGACCAGUCUCAGUUUGACACAGUUUAAACGAUACAACAGCGCGAUGUCAGAAGUAGCUCCAGCUCCCGCAGCCCCUGCUCCGGCCGCUCCGGCUAAAGCAGCGAAGAAGAAAGCAGCCAAGCCGAGCAAGAAGUCCGGGCCCGCCGCUGGUGAGCUUAUCUUAAAGGCAGUGUCUGCUUCCAAGGAGCGGAGAGGUGUUUCCUACGUGGCUUUGAAGAAGUCGCUAGCUGCUCAUGGUUACGAUGUGGAACACAAAAGCAACCAUAUCCGGCGCGCCAUCAAGAGCCUGGUGGAGAAAGGUGCUCUGGUUCAGACCAAAGGAACCGGGGCUUCUGGGUCUUUCGUUCUUUCAAGGAGCAAGGCGGCUGAAAAACCUAAGAAGACAGUGAGGAAGCCUGCUAUUAAAGCUAAGAAGCCGGCAGCAAAGAAACCUGCAGCGGCAAAGAAACCGGCAGCUGCCAAGAAGCCCGCCUCCGCCAAAAAGCCCAAAGCAGCUAAGGCGACUCCCAAGAAGCUGAAGAAAUCCCCAGCAGCUAAGAAACCGACGCCUAAGAAGACAGCCAAGAGUCCGAAGAAGGUUGCUAAGAAGGCAGCUCCUCCGAAGAAGGCAGCGAAAGCGACUAAGCCUAAAGCUGCAAAAGCAAAGAAGGCUGCUGCCAAGAAACCAACCAAGAAAUAAAACUACUAAACUCAGUUUAACCCAAAAGGCUCUUUUAAGAGCCA
Monopterus albus (swamp eel) is the source of this 895-nucleotide messenger RNA. Its product is annotated as histone H1-like. Gene Ontology annotation, biological process: nucleosome assembly. The record is from RefSeq and is a predicted model, not a curated record. NCBI's taxonomy places the organism in Eukaryota, Metazoa, Chordata, Actinopteri, Synbranchiformes, Synbranchidae. Gene Ontology annotation, cellular component: nucleosome. Gene Ontology annotation, molecular function: structural constituent of chromatin; DNA binding.